Neurospora tetraspora is the source of this 2053-nucleotide messenger RNA. RefSeq names its product major facilitator superfamily domain-containing protein. Gene Ontology annotation, molecular function: transmembrane transporter activity. Gene Ontology annotation, biological process: transmembrane transport. Bases 491 to 2053 code for a protein of 520 amino acids. Lineage: Eukaryota; Fungi; Ascomycota; Sordariomycetes; Sordariales; Sordariaceae. The transcript has 2 exons. Gene Ontology annotation, cellular component: membrane. The record is from RefSeq and is a predicted model, not a curated record.
UCGGUAUGUUCGCCCGACGACACCUCCUGUCUAGAACCAGAGCUGACCACCGUUAACCCCAGGCCAAGAGAGACCGGCUUCGCUUGCCAUUCGCCUUGAUUGGGUCUUUUUCGUGGAGAAUCCCCAUUUUUCCCCAUCUUCAGCGAUCCAUGUCCAUGGUACAACCAGCCUGUUGGCGACCGGCGCUGAUCUCGUCCCCAGUUUCCCCAGUCUCCCCAGACCGUUCGUUCCUCUGCCGGUUGGCUAAGCACCAGAACGGAAAAGGCACAGGAUUAGCGUACAACGUGGUGGACUUCCCCUUGUCUCGAUGGAAACAUAAAGAGGAGCCGGUCCCAUCUAAGAUCACUCCUCAUCCCAAGACAGAAAGGUAGCCGGCCUUCUACCUCCAGUUGAUCAUCACACUACUGCUGGUGUCGGUCUUCUAGCACAUCACCUUACCCAUUUCGAUUCGACCUUUGCCAGUCCAGUCCAGUCAGUCAAUUGCAACACCAUGGCAGACGCAGUCCUCGCCCACAAGGUUUCGGCCGACCUCAAAGACAUGGAAGACGGUCCCCAGGUGACCGAAACCGAGAACCAGCGCGUCACCUUGACACAAGAAGAUAACCGUCGCAUCCUUCGCAAAACCGAUCUCACAAUCCUCCCCAUCCUCGCCUGGGUCUACUUCCUCCAGAUCCUCGACAAGACCGUGCUCGGCUAUGGCGCCAUCUUCGGCCUACGCGAAGACACCCACCUCAAAGGCAACCAAUACAGUCUCAUCGGCUCCAUCGCCCCCAUCGCCCAGCUAGCAUGGCAGCCCUUUUCCUCGAUCCUGAUCAUCAAGGUCCCGCACCGCAUUCUGAUGCCCACUCUCGUUCUCGGCUGGGGCAUCGCCCAAUCCCUGACGCCUUUGUGCAAGAGCUUCCCUGCCCUGCUGGCUAUCAGGUUCUUCUUGGGCCUGUUCGAGGCUGGCUGUUUGCCCCUGUUCUCCGUGAUUACGGCGCAUUGGUACAGGAGGAGCGAGCAGCCGGUCAGAGUGGCGGCGUGGUACGGCACCAAUGGUCUGGCGACCAUCUUCGCGGCGGCGCUGUCUUUUGGUUUGGCCAAGAUUCACAGCCCCGUGUUGGCGUCCUGGCAGAUUAUCUUUUUGUUUACGGGGCUGAUGACGAUUGUUACGGUGCCUUUCAUCUACUGGAAGCUGGAUAACAACGUCCAUUCGGCCAGGUUCUUGACUGCGGAGGAAAAGCAAAAGGCUAUCGAGCGACUGAGGGCAAACAACAACGGCACCAGCGAUGGCGAGGCGCACAAGUUCAAGUGGUCCCAGGUCGGAGAGGUGUUUUUGGAUAUCAAGACGUACCUCUUCAUCGCCAUGUCGCUGGCGAAUAACCUCGGCGCACAGGUGGUUAACACCUUUGGUCCACUGAUCUUGAGCGGCCUGGGUUUUGAUAACCACAAGACUACGCUGCUCAACAUCCCCUUCGGCGCGGUCCAGUACGUCGUUAUCCUUGGCGUCGCCUGGACCAGUGUGAAGUUGCGGUCGGGCAAGGGUGUUGCCCUCUUGGUUAUUCUCCUCCCCAUCCUGGCUGGCAUCUCUGUGCUAUACGUCCUUCCCCGCGAUAAGUCGCACACGGCGCCCCUGCUAGUGGGCUACUACUUCCUCGCCUUCAUCUUUGGCUGCAACACGCUGGUUAUGUCCUGGAUUCUCGCCAACACUGCGGGAUCGACCAAGAGCAGUGUCAUGAUGUCGCUGUACAACGCUGCUUCUUCGGCAGGCAACAUCAUUGGCCCCUUGUUGUUCGACACGGCCGAUGCCCCUGCUUACACGCCCGGGCUGAAGGCUACUUUGGGAGUGUACAGCAUGAUGGCGGCGGUUGUGCUGCUGCAACUGGGUAACUUGGUGUUGCUGAACAAGAUGCACGAGAAGAAGCGCGUGGCGAAUGGCAAGCCGGCCAAGCUGCAUGAUGCUUCGAUGGAUAAGAAGUUCAAUGCGGGUGCCGCCCAAGAAGGCGACAUUGGAAGCCGGGCUUUCUUGGACUUGACGGAUCGUCAGAAUGACGAGUUCAUUUAUGUAUAUUAG